This is a messenger RNA of Cuculus canorus (common cuckoo), 3779 nucleotides long. It is a transcript of the gene ITFG1, whose product is annotated as integrin alpha FG-GAP repeat containing 1. The record is from RefSeq and is a predicted model, not a curated record. Lineage: Eukaryota; Metazoa; Chordata; Aves; Cuculiformes; Cuculidae. Gene Ontology annotation, cellular component: plasma membrane.
CGCCGGGUCAGCGCCGGAAGCGGCCGUAAAGCGAGGCAGGCCGAGCAGGAUGGGGAUCCCGGCGCUGGGGCCGUGCCUGUGGCUUCUGUUGUCCCUGGCCGUGCCGGCCGACGCCCUGCAGAACGUGACAGCCCAGCUCUUCGGGGCCGAGGACCACGGGACGCUCGCCGCGUUUGGCGACUUCAACUCGGACAAACAGACGGACCUGUUCGUGCUGCGCGGCGGAAAUGAGUUGAUUAUCUUUUUGGCUGAUCAAAAGGAACCCUACUUUAAGCCCCGUGUUAAAUUACCAAUGAAGUCUCUUGGUGUUACCAUAACCAGUGUAGUUCCCGGAGAUUAUGAUGGUGAUUCACAAAUGGAUGUCCUCCUGACUACCCGGGCACAAAGCCAUGGCAGAGAUGAACUUACGGUGUUUAUUUUCUGGGGGCACAACCAGACAUUAGAUCUUAACCAUAAAACUAUGUUAAAUAAGACUUUUUAUGAUGAGCCUCUAAUAAUGGACUUUAAUGGAGACUUGAUUCCUGAUGUCUUUGGUGUCACAAGUGAUUCAAGUAAGCCACAGAUAUUGAUAGGCGGGAACUUAUCAUGGCACACUGCGCUGGAAACUCAAAGUAAAAUGUAUAUACCGCACUCUCAUGCGUUUAUAGACUUAAAUAAUGACUUCACUGCUGAUUUGUUCCUUACUACAUCACCAAAUUCUGGAACCAUUCAGUUUGAGACGUGGGUAAAUAAGGAUGGGAACUUCUCUAAAACUGGAGGAAGUAAAGAAAAGCCCAGUGGUGUGGAAGCUGUUGGACAGUCUGUGUUUGCAGACUUCGAUGGAGACGGACAAAGUGAACAUUUAUUACCAGUCUGUGAAGAAAAACAUGUCAAAAAAAGUGCCAUCUACUUAACUAAGCUAGGAUUGAAUCAGUGGAUUCCAGUCUUGCAAGACUUCAGAAAUAAAGACACACUCUGGGGCUUCGUACCAUAUCAAAAUGACACACCUUCAGCAGAAAUUUCAUUUCCAAUUACGCUUCAUAUUGGAGAUUACAAUAUGGAUGGCUACCCAGAUGCUCUUGCUAUACUAAAAAACACAUCUGGAAGCAAUCAACAAGCAUUUUUACUAGAAAAUGUCCCAUGCAAUAAUGUAAGCUGCAAGAGCGUACGUCGUAUGUUUAAAGUUUUUUGGGAGCUCUCGGAUUUAAAUCAAAUCAAGAAUGCAGUGGUAGCAACCUUCUUUGACAUCUACGAAGAUGGAAUCUUGGAUAUCAUCGUGCUAAGCAAAGGCAGCUCCAACAAGGACUUUGCUAUCCAUACAUUGAAAAAUAACUUUGAAGCAGAUGCCUAUUUUGUUAAAGUUAUUGUUCUCAGUGGCCUCUGCUCUAAUGACUGUCCUCGGAAAGUAACACCUUUUGGCGUGAAUCAGCCGGGUCCCUACAUCAUGUACACUACUGUAGAUGCCAACGGAUACCUGAAAAAUGGGUCAGCCGGACAGCUUAGCCAGUCAGCUCAUUUUGCUCUCCAGUUGCCAUACAACGUGCUUGGUUUGGGACGUAGUGCGAAUUUCCUCGACCAUUUGUUUGUUGGCAUUCCUCGUCCCUUAGGAGAAAAGUCCAUAAGAAAACAAGAAUGGACUGCUAUCAUCCCAAACUCACAGCUUAUCGUCAUUCCCUAUCCUCAUAAUGUUCCUCGAAGCUGGAGUGCCAAGCUGUAUCUGACCCCAAGUAACAUUGUGCUGCUAACAGCUAUAGCCUUAAUUGGCGUCUGUGUUUUCAUCUUGGCAAUAAUUGGCAUAUUACACUGGCAAGAAAAGAAAGCAGAUGACAGAGAGAAGCGACAGGAGGCUCAUCGGUUCCAUUUUGAUGCUAUGUGACAUGCCUUGAUAUUCAUGAAGGAGCUGCUACUCAUUUGCUUAAUUGAAAUACUAAAUUACGAUUUGUAAAAUGAUUACCAUGACAAUACUGCUGGUGUGCUAUUUGUAAAUUUUGCAUUAUUUGGUAUUUAUUUGGAAAGUAUUAAAAUUGUCUCAUAAGGCCUUUCAGUUGCCAGACUGUAUAUAAUAGCCCUUGGUCUUUAUUUAACAGAACUGUACGUUUAUUUUUCUUAGUAAAGGGAUUGUAUUGCAUGUAUCACUGUUUAUGUCCCAGAAAUUCUUUAAUAUAAAUUCCUUAAUAAUAUUUGAUAGAAAGAAAGCUGUGUAAAUUCAGUGAGCAGAUACUCAGUACCAGGUGAAUCGGACCGGUCAUUUAUAGAUCUCCUGCAAAAUAACCUGCAUUCCUGAAAACUAAGCUUGAGAAAUUGCUCGGACUACUUGAUCAGUAGUUAUUUUCAUUGUACUAAAUGGUGCUCAUUCUGUGUGUAUUUUCCUUGUUUAAAUCCAUGCGUACAGUAGUUAAAGAAUUUAGGAAUCAGAACUAAAAGAUACCUGCAAUGUUAAUGCUAGUUUGGUAGCUCAUCGUGGGAUGGAUGCAGUAUUUCUGUGUGAGUUCCAGAGAGAAGACAAUGCAUUAAAAAAUUACAUCAUAAAAAUGUAUCAGCAUUACAUAAACUGCUUUUAUAAUUCAACUAUAGCCACAUUUAUUUUAGAAGGUCUGAAGUUGUUAUGAAAGUAACUUUUUACUUCUGAAAAAAGGUAUCGAGUUUCUUUGGGUUUGUUUUUAAAGAAGUUAAACACUUAGGAGUGGAAGGACAAUAAGGACUGACUCGCUAACAUUUACUGCCAAGAGAUGAGAUAUACAAAGAUUAAAUUAAGAAUAUAAUAGGAUACUUGGAAUAAGCACUGUAGUUCUCUAUGUACACUACUAUGCCCGAGUUUCCUAAGGCUGUGAUGAUAACAUAAGGCGAGUGGCUCAACUAUGUAUGUUUAAUAAAAUAAACUAGCACACCCUUUCCCAACAAACUCCAAAGCGAUGGCCCUAUCCACAGCAGCCUCUCCUCCCAGCUGGCAUCUGUCCUGCAACACUGCCUUUGCUUGCCAACAGUGGAGCAGGAAUGAGAGUCAGGUACAAAGCUGAACAGCGUACAUCCAGGCAAGUCACAGUGAGCUUGGUGCUGCGGCGGUGCUGAGUACUGACCUGCUUGUACAGCAGCACCAAGCCCGAAUCUGAGCACCACUGGCCAGUCUGCCACGCUAUGAUAUUUCACUCUAUAUUUCCAAGGUGAACUGAUUGGCUGCCAACAAAGGAGACUUUCACAUUCUAUUACUGUUGCUAUUCAGGAUGGCAUAUUUCCUUAAUGUACAUCUUUAACAUUGUUCUUACAGUGGCAUGAAAAGGUAAGAUUUUUUUACAUAAAUAUGUAAUGCUCUUCGAGUUGUUAAACCCCAUCAAUACAAUUUGCUCCCUACAGCAAAAGUAAUAACAGAUUUCACAAUUACGAGAAAGCACGAUUCAGUAGAACGUCCUGUCUUGUUCAGAUGGCUGAGAAUAUGGCUGAACGCAUAAUGCCACUGUGGCAACAAAGUUGUCUGUAGCCCUCCAUCCCAAUACAACAAACAUAGAUUGGCCUCCUUAUGGGUCUUUUGGAAAAACAAUUAGGAAAGAAAUAACCUCAUGCUGACAUUUAAGCUGUUAACAAAACAACGAACUCUGUAUCUUUUGCUUUAAGGUGUUCUGCAUGCUCAGUAGUGAAUCACUUUGUAUACAAUGUGUUAUUGGCGCUUUAAUAGCGUUCUUAUAAUGAAGUUUACCACAGUUCCAACUACUCCUAGCUUGGCUCACAACAGGACAUCCGUGCUCUUGGGAAUUACGGCAUUAAAUAUUGUUAAACCUCUUGUCAAAUGUUUCAUGUCAUACUUC